This is a messenger RNA of Trichomonas vaginalis G3, 462 nucleotides long. RefSeq lists its product as uncharacterized. The record is from RefSeq and is a predicted model, not a curated record. The coding region runs from base 1 to 462 and encodes 153 amino acids. The transcript has a single exon. Lineage: Eukaryota; Parabasalia; Trichomonadida; Trichomonadidae.
AUGCUCUAUAGAUGUUGUUUCUGCUGCUGCAAGGGAGUUUAUGAUGCAUCAAUCAGCUUUUACUACAAACAUGAAAAGAAAAAUAAAGUUAAUCCUGCUCAUAGAAUGAAAUGUGCUGGAAUUUGUUGUGGCUUUGAGCUCUGUAAUAUGUUAUGUGAUUGCCGCACUAAAGCACAUAGAAAGGCUUCUCAUCGUCCGGGAUCCCACAAUUAUAAAAACGACAAAAUGGAUGAACUUGAAUUGAUAUUUUGGCUCAUAUUUUUUGCAAUAUAUGCUCUUGUUUAUAUAUUUUUCUUUAUCUCUUUUAUAUGGGCAUUUAUUUUGAUGCUGAAUGGACCAGCCAGUGACGCAGAAGAGGAUUUUGAAGAUAAUUUAACUGAUCGAGCCAUUGAAUAUUAUAAUACACAUCAAGAUCGUUCUUCAGAUUUCGACAAAGAUGAAGAAAAUCCCGCACGAGUUUAA